AUGCCAACGUAUCAGUGCAUUAAUAUGAUAGUAGAUUUUUACGAGUUUCUUGGUGAUGUAUUUCCGGUCAUUCAAAUUGUUCAUCAAAUUAAACGACCACCGGCACAACAUCUUGGAGUUGGGGUGCUGCAGGAAGACAGAUUUAUGAUUAUGGGUUCUUUUGGACGGAGGAAUUCCCCGUUGAUUUGGUUGUCAUCGUGGCUGAAGAGCCGAGCCCUGAAGAAGACAACAUUAUUGGCGGUAAUAUUAGCCUUUCUUCUCCUUCUGAUUGUUCUGAGACUGUUUGUCAAAAACCCAGACCACUUCUUCAUUGCUUCGGAGGCUUGUCAUUUAGCCGGGAUCGUUGUUCUGAUUUACAAACUCACCACCAAAAAGACCUGCUCCGGCUUAUCGUUGCAGUCUCAGGAGCUGACUCUGAUAUAUUUGGGGCUAAGCCUUUACUCGAGUGUUUUCAUCCAUGAUCACAGCCAUGGCCUUAUAUACUCUUUACUUGAUUUGGCUACAAUUCUAUCAACUUUAUGGGUUAUAUAUACCAUGCGAUUCAAAUUGAAGUCAACCUACGUUGCAGCGUUGGACAAUACGCCCCAUUAUUAUCUGGUUGUUCCAUGUGCAAUUCUAGCUUUGAUUGUCCAUCCACAUUUAUUCAGUGGGUUUAUGAGCAAAAUCCUAUUGGCAUUUUCUGUUUAUAUUGAAGCUGUAGCCGUAGUGCCCCAACUUCGCUUAAUUAAGAAUGCCAAGAUGAUUGAACCAUUCACUGCUCACUAUGUUUUCGCCUUGGGUAUCUCAAGAUUCUUGAGCUGUGCUCAUUGGAUAAUUCAGGUUUACGAAUCGGCUGGGAAGUAUAUGCUAAUGGUAGGAAACGGGUACUUGUGGGUUUUAAUGGCACUCCUCGCAGAAAUUGUUCAGACAUUCAUAUUGGCUGACUUUUGUUACUAUUACAUUAAGAGAGUCCCAACUUCCCAACCGAAGUCUCAAUGGAAGAUGGAAAGGUUCUGUGAACACAUCCAGUCAACUAUGUUGGGUUUGGUUUGGGAAAAAAAGAUAAUGUUGGAGGUAUCAAGAGUUGGUGUGGCAGAGAGUGACGAUGAAAUUGAGCUGAGUUUGGAGUUAUCAAUUGGGGGAAGAUAUGGGAAAUGCAAGAAACCCAGGCAGCAGAUAAUUGAGGAAUCUUCUUCCUUGCGCAGGGAAAAUCAUGAAAAAGCGGUAAUUGAAAAUGUGGUAAUUCCAAGGCCCGUUUUUCCAUUUCCUGAGGCCUCUGCAAUUCGGGUUGGGGGUGAGUUUCAAGUGGAGGCGGGUAUUGAGACCGCCACAACCGGGUCGGGUAUUCCGGAGUCGACGGUGGAUCAAACCCGGAAGCGAGAGAUUCAGGCAUUGAGAAGGUUGGAAGCAAGGAGGAAGAGGGAAGUGAGAAUGAGAAAAUCAGCAGGUUGGUUCAGAGGAAUCACCAUUAAUGGGAAUGGUAAUAACAAUAAUAAUUGUUUUGACAAGGUGGGUCUUGAGGCGCAAAAGUUUCAAGAACGGGCUCAAGAUAGGAAAAUCAGAGAAGACGAAAGCUUGUUGUUAGAUGAUGAUACGGCACAUAGGAAAAAGGACACUCUUAAAGUUACCAACUUUGCAGUGAAAAACGAUGAAACGGCCAUUCAAGGCCAAUGUGUUCCGUUGAAGGACGGAUUUUCGUAUCAGGCGUAUGGGGCGCCGCCGGGUUACGGUGGCGGUGGUGUUCGGAACGAGGAGAAUGAGAUGAAGGAGAAGCAGCAGAAUAAAAUGUUUCAACCUGUCGCUUGUGGGAGUUUUAGGCCUUAUGUUAAUGGGAAUGGGAAUAAUAAUUCGGAGAUUGUCAGGCAAAAUUCAGAGGCUACUGGUCAAGAUUCUUCGGGACAGAACCAAAGUGGCAUUAUCACUAGGAUUGUAAACCAAAAUGCUGCAUCUAAUGGGUCUCUGGAGAGGAGUUCAUCAGCCGUUUCAGAUUACAGAAGCACCUCUGGGAAAGGAGGAAGCACGAGCGAUACUGGAAGCCAUUCUAGCUGCUUACAAGCUAAUGACAGACAGUUGAGUAUCACUGCUACCAGCAAUACACAAAAUCAGGCCGAAAUCAAUGCAAAAUUGCUAGCACCCAAGAAUUCUACCACCAAAUUGCCAAGGGAAUCAGACUGUGGCGCAGGCGACAACACUGCAGCAAUUUACAAAGUCAAAACUGAACCUGAGGCAGUGACAUCAAAGCCGGAAAACCCAACUUCUAAUCAUCUGAAGCAAUCUAGUAACUCCUCAGACAAUCCUUCCAACCAUCAACAGCAGCAGAACUGUGGCCAUCGCAUGCCACCGCUCCCGCAGAUGCCCUGUGUUUCCACCACAGGAAACGGGCCAAACGGGAAAACCGUAACCGGUUUUCUUUACAGGUACACUAAGAAUGAAGUCAGCAUCGUCUGUGUUUGCCAUGGGAGUUCUUUUACCCCGGCUGAGUUUGUGGAGCAUGCAGGAGGGACCGACGUGACUAAUCCGCUCCGGCACAUAACCAUGGUUGCUUCACCGUUUGUAUGA
Oldenlandia corymbosa var. corymbosa is the source of this 2538-nucleotide messenger RNA. NCBI's taxonomy places the organism in Eukaryota, Viridiplantae, Streptophyta, Magnoliopsida, Gentianales, Rubiaceae. The record is from the annotation of a GenBank genome assembly.